ACUUGAAGGGAGGGGCCCCACUAAUGUGCUUCCUUUUCCUGUCUCAGCCAGCAACUCAUCGUUUGCGGUGACUGGUGCCUCCAACUGGCUCCUGCUCAACAUCAACGUGACGGGGUAUUUCCGGGUGAACUACGACCAGGACAACUGGAACAAGCUGCUGACCGAGCUGGGCACCAAUCACGAGGCCAUCCCGGUGAUAAACCGAGCCCAGAUCAUUGACGAUGCCUUUAACCUGGCCAGGGCUAAACACAUCAGCAUCACGCUGGCUCUGAAUACCACCACCUACCUGGACAAGGAGCGGGAGUACCUGCCCUGGAGCGCCGCCCUCGACAACCUGGGCUACUUCCGCCUGAUGUUUGACCGCAGUGAGGUGUACGGCCCCAUGCAGAAAUACAUCCGGAAUCAGGUGACCCCCUUGUUCCAGUACUUUGGAAACAUCACCUCCAACUGGACCAGGCUCCUGGACGGCUUGAUGGAGCAGUACAACGAGAUCAACGCCAUCAGCACGGCCUGUUCCCAAGGCGUCCCUGAGUGCACGCAGCUGGCGGCCGCCUUCUUCAACCAGUGGAAGCAAAACCCCAGCAACAACCCGAUCCCCCCGAACCUGCGCUCCUCCAUCUACUGCAGCGCCAUAGAGACGGGCAGCGAGGCAGACUGGGAGUUCCUCUGGCAGAUGUUUAAAAACGCCACGGUGGUGGCCGAAGCCGACAAGCUCCGCUCGGCCCUGGCCUGCAGCAAGGAGCCUUGGAUCUUGAAAAGGUAUCUGGAGUACUGCCUGGAUCCCAGCAAAAUCCGGAAGCAGGACGCCACCUCCACCAUCAACAGCAUCGCCAGUAACGUGGUGGGGCAGAGCCUGGCCUGGGACUUCAUCCGGGGCAACUGGAAGACCCUUUUCAGCCAGUACGGCGGGGGCUCCUUCUCCUUCUCGGGCCUGAUCCAGGUGGUGACGCAGCGGUUUGCCUCUGAGUUCGAGCUGCAGCAGCUGGAGCAGUUCAAGGCAGACAACGCUGACGUGGGCUUUGGCUCGGGCACGCGGGCGCUGGAGCAGGCGCUGGAGAAGACCAAAGCUAAUAUCAAAUGGGUGGCAGAGAACAAGCAGACGGUGCUGACGUGGUUUGAGACGGCAAGCAGCUGAGAGGGUGAACUCAGUAACGCCAACCCCUCCCACGUCAGCCUCCUCCCGCUGCUCGGGGGGGCUGUGCCCCGGUUCCUGAGCCCCACACCCUGGGCAUGCGGCCUCCUGAACUCUCCUGUCAUUGGCCCAUGUCCCCCCCCCACCCCCCCUCACACAUUCUGCCUCCACUCCCAGAACACCCUGCACUGCCUGGGGCUCACCCUGGCCGUGCUCCCACAAUGCUUUGCACACGGGCCCCAUUGACAGGGCCUCGCCACAGCCCUUGUUGCAGUGACUGUCCCAGGGAAGCCCAGGUGCCCGUGGGGUGGUCAUGGGCAGACAGGAGGGUGAGGGCAGCGGGGCUGCUGACUGGGGAGCCCCCCAGCCCCGCCGCGGGCCAGGACAUGUGUCUGCUGUAUAGUCCUUCUCAGCCCCAGACAUUGUAAAUAAAGGCUUAAUGUUAAAUGGUAAA
This is a messenger RNA of Trachemys scripta elegans, 1586 nucleotides long. RefSeq names its product aminopeptidase Ey-like. The record is from RefSeq and is a predicted model, not a curated record. Gene Ontology annotation, molecular function: metalloaminopeptidase activity; peptide binding; zinc ion binding. Lineage: Eukaryota; Metazoa; Chordata; Testudines; Emydidae. The transcript has 9 exons. Gene Ontology annotation, biological process: proteolysis; peptide catabolic process. The annotation marks the transcript as partial. Gene Ontology annotation, cellular component: cytoplasm.